ACAACAUGGAGGAGCGAGAAGCGCUGCAGCGACAGAUCGAGCUUCUUCAGGAUCUCAUCAAUAAACACAAGAGUGUCCAUGGUGAUGCUCCGUUCCCAGAAGCUGAGCAGACGCAUGUAGCAGCUCCAACGUUCACCAGGGUCAGAGGUCACAGCACAUCUGAGGUCCAUCCUUACAGCUCCAGAGGGAGAACCUUUGCUCCUCAGACUCGAGGGAGUUGGAGAGGAAGACACUCGCUGAGGAACAAGAAUCAUGAAACCUCUCUCGGACAUCCAGCGUCUGUUAGCUCCUCCUCCACUGGGCAUCAGUCUGGUUCCCGACCUGAAACCCGCAGCGUCCUCCUGCCCAGCCACCGCAGAGGAGAGGAAGGAGAUGAAACCAAGACAUCUUCUCUAUUGUCAGGCAUUGCCCAACAGAAGAAAGAGGCACAUGUGAGCAGCACCACAGGGAUUAGAGAAGAUGCUUCAAGGAAACCAUCCACAGAUGAUCUUCAUAAAAGUUCGAAAGGCACGAGCUUGAAACAUGAAACUCAACACAGACAGACUCAAGGAUUUGAGCAGAAGACUGAAACCAGGCAGGUUGUUCCAGAGGAGAUGGCAGGUGUUUCUUCAGAGGCAUCUUCUCCAGUAAAGAUCAGAACCCAAGUCCAGAUCAAACCUUCCCUGAUCAGCAAACCCAGCAGGAAACCGACUCCAGUAGUUCCUACAACUGGUGAUGUCACAUUACUGCCCCCUGCUGUGUCUGAGGGAGCGAAACCAUCUUCCAAGACUCUUCUGAAAAAGUCCAAGUUCACGUGGGUGAAGACUCAGAACUCGGGAGGAGUGGAGUCCAGAGCAGCUAGUUCUGUGUCUUCAUCCCCAGGGAAGGUUGUGUAUGUCUCCACAGCCUCAGCAUCUAAAGCUUCCAGUGGAGGUUCCCCCUCAUCCAGCAAGAGAACUCCAGUCAGGAAGUUACCUCGAAAGCUGAGCCCAGUCACCAUCGCCCAAAGGACCUCCAAGUACAAGUGGGUCUCCUCCUCCGCUGGAGCCCAAGCCAAGACGUCUCGAAAACCUCUGUCACCCAAAGUCCUGACUCUCCCUCAGAGAGCUUCAGAGAAGGGAGAGGCCACCAGGAGAAUCAGAUCGGCCUCCGCUCCCUGUGGCAAAGUGAAACGGAGCAGCAGCUCCACGCCCAGCAGCCGGUACCGCUGGAAGGCCGGGAGCCAGAGUUCCCCCGGGGCUGUUAGUGCCGGGCCGGCAGCAGCUCGUCGCAGAUCCGCCUUCCACUGGACGGCAGAGAGAAGUAACAGGGGGAUGAAAGGAGGGCUGGUUGCUUCUCCAUCUCCACCUCAACGAGCAUCACCCCCCUCCUACUCCCCUGGGGGUUUCAAGCUCCGCAGCAGGAUGAAAAUCAUAAGGAAGUCCGCAAACAGCGCCGGCGGCUCGGAGAGAGGAAGCAGCUCGUCAGCAGCAAAGUUCUCCCCCCGGAGCCGGUCCCACACCUGGACCCGGACCCCCUCGGGAGUGAAGAGGACGCCCUCCAGGGAGCUGGUGUCGUUUGGUCGACACAAGCUGAGGCGACUCUCUCCCGCCUCAUCAAGGACGAGUCCCGCCUCCUCCUCUCCCUCCCACUGUGGCCCCGCCUCCCAGCGGGUGUUCAGGACACGCUACAAGAUGGUGACCCGCCCGGGGCCCGGCUCUGCCCACAACCACCAUUACAACCCGGCCCUGUCCUGGAGGGCCAAGAGGAUCCAGACGGCCAGGAGUUUCCUCCAGAACCGCCUCCGCCCCCCCCACGACAGACACCCGUCGCACGCCCCUCACUGGAGAGGGAGCAGCAUGUGCUGGAUCGGUGAAUCCCUGUACCGGGUGUCGGCCAAUAAGCUGUCCCGCACGGUGGCGUCCAACAUGUCCAUCAGCCGAGCAGGACGGUUCUCCAGCCCCCCCGGCUCCAGUCCUGCUUGGACCCGACCCUCCAGCACUCGUCACUUAGCCAGUCGAGCAGUCCAGCGAAGCCUGGCCAUCAUCCGACAUGCUCACCAGAAGAAGCAGGAGAAGCAGUACUGCAUGUACUACAACCGCUUCGGCAAGUGUAACCGCGGCAACACCUGUCCCUACAUACACGACCCGGACAAGGUGGCCGUCUGCACAAGGUUUCUGCGCGGGACGUGCAAGCAGGCGGAUGGGACGUGUCCGUUUUCCCAUAAGGUUGCGAAGGAGAAGAUGCCCGUGUGCUCUUACUUCCUGAAGGGAACCUGCAACAACAGCGAGUGUCCCUACAGCCACGUCUACGUGUCCCGCAAUGCCCAGGUCUGUGAGGACUUCGUCAGAGGCUACUGUCCAGAGGGAGAGAAGUGCAAGAAGAAACACACUCUGGUGUGUCCCGACUUCUCCAAGUCCGGCUCCUGCCCGAAAGGAAAAGGCUGUAAGCUGCAGCACCGGCAACGAGCCAAACAGAGCUCCGGCCCCGGCGUCCCACCGAGGAGAGGACGCCCCAAGGAUCCCAGCAGGAGGCCUCGUCUGUCCGUGGUCAUGCCCGACGCUCUGCAGACGUCUCCGCUCACGCCCACCAGAGGUCCUCUGGCUCUGCCGUCCUUCAUCUCCCUCUCCAGCUCCCCCGAGGAGCCGGACACCCCCGACCCGCUGCCGGACAAGACCGCCCAGGUUAAAGAGAAAAAGCUGCAGAUCAAACCUCGGCUGUGAGACGAGGACGAGCACCAUGUCUCCAGGUUUGUCUGCUGGUUGUGUCUCUGCCUCUGAACUGUUUUAACUCAGAGCUUUUAUCACUUCAGGUUUAUCACAUCACGUUGAAUGUUUACAACAGGAACUCAGAUCAGGUUUUGUAAGUCCAAGAAAAAGACAAAUAAAGUUUGAAUUUUACCGUG
Limanda limanda (common dab) is the source of this 2863-nucleotide messenger RNA. RefSeq names its product zinc finger CCCH-type containing 3 (gene zc3h3). Gene Ontology annotation, molecular function: metal ion binding. The transcript has 12 exons. The record is from RefSeq and is a predicted model, not a curated record. NCBI's taxonomy places the organism in Eukaryota, Metazoa, Chordata, Actinopteri, Pleuronectiformes, Pleuronectidae. Gene Ontology annotation, cellular component: nucleus. Bases 6 to 2681 code for a protein of 891 amino acids.